AUGAGUUUCUCCAAAAAAAAUCCUGAAAUGAGUAACCACAGCCCUUUGAUUCAUCUUGAUAAUACUGACAAUAACAAUAAAUCAUCAUUUUAUUCGAGUAUUGUUGAAAACUAUAAUGAUAAUAUUAGUAACGAUGGAAGUGUUAUUGACACUAAUAAUGAUGACAGAGCUGUUAAAACUAAAAUUAUUGAUAAAAACACGAGAAAUGAUACUUUCGACAAGACAAACGAUGGUAAAAAUAUCAAGAUCAAUAAUUGUAUUAAUGACAAUACUACUACCGGUAACGAUCAUUUUGAUACUGCUACCAAAGCCGACAAUAUCAGCAACAAUAUCAGCAACAUCAACAACGACCACGAGAACCUCUACAACGUUAACGAUGGUAAUAUCAAAAAUGCUGACAGAAUUCACAGUAGCAGCAAUAACAAUAUCGAUAAUGAUAAUGACGUCAUCAGUAACAGCAGUUUAGGAAAUGUACUUCAUAGAGAUAAGGAAGUUGAAAAAAUCAUUCUUUCUAAGGAUAGUAAUAUCGAUGCUUCUAUCAAAAACAGUCGUGAUGAUAACAUAAUUCUUGGUGGAAGCAAUAACAAUACUAAUAAUGAUAAUGAGAGCUUAAACAAAAACAGUUUAGGAAAUGAAUUUCUAAAAAAGGAAAAUGAACAAAAUCAUCCUGCUAAUAAUCAACCAAUUGAAUUAGCUAUGAAACUAGACAGCAACAAUGAUAGUAAUACCAAGGAUGAUAAUAAUAAUGACGAUUAUAAGGAAGAUCAAGAUAACUAUGGUUAUAACGAUACUAGUAUUAGCAGUAGUAGCCUAAAAAACAAAAAUACUAAUGCUCCAAUUACUCCUCCUCUUACUACUUAUGAUGAAAAUAUUGAUGAUACUAAUGAUAGUAAUGACAAUAAAAAACAAGAAGAUGAUGCUACUCAAGUAUAUGUUAACGGUGAUGAUGUUUUUCAUGAUCAUAAUAAUAAUUACCAACAAGAUAAUACUACCAAUAAUCAAACAGACGAUAUUAUUGGUUGUACCAAUUAUAAACCAACAAUUGGGUUAAUUAUAGCGAACAGUAAUAAUCAAAGCUCUCAUACUUCACCAAUUACUGAUAAUAAUGACAUGAUGUCAACGAAAUUGGAUGUUAAGAUUCAAGAUGAUGAUGAUAUUGAUAACAAAUCUAUAACUGUUGAAUCAACUGAUCAACAGGAUAAUAAUAAUAGUAAUGCACAAGAGAAUGAUUCAGAAAUUAUCUCAUCUACUGAUAAUGUUAAUAAUCAUAAUAAUAACACGUCAGCAAUAGAAUCAGAAGUUGAUGAUAAUGGAUCUAUUACUCCCGCCACUACUACCCUUAUUACUAAAAAUAAUAAUAACGACAGAGAAUCAAUUGAAGCUGUGAACGAGGAUGAUGGUAGUUCUAACGAUAGCGAUACUGGUAACAACCAACAAGAUAAUCAAGAUGAUAAACCAGAAAUUAUUGUUACUCAUAUUGGAUCUUCUGAUAAUGAUGAUAAUAAUGCUCAAUCAACGAUAGAAGAGUUGUCACCAUCAUCUGAAGUUGUUGAUAAAAAAUUCAAUGAUGAUGAUAAUACUACUACCUAUGAUUCUAAUAGUUUCACUGACGAUAAUCAACAUCAAAACAUUAAUGGCGAUCAAACAGAAGAAGCAACAACUGCUCAUCUACAUCCUCCUCUUUCUUCUUAUCAUCACCACCCUACCAAAACUGUUUUAACUGAAAUUGCUGAUGAUUAUCAACAUAAUAACCCUGAAUCUAAUGAAUCUACCGAUAUUGAUCAAAAUAUUGAUGUUGAUUCCACAGAUUAUUCAGAUCAAUCAUCGCCAAGAAAAUUUACCAAAGAAUCUGCAACUGAACAAGUUGUAAACUCAAUUGAUGUAAUCCAAGAAGGGUUCAUUGUCAACCCUCAAACCGUCAUGAAAAAACGUUUAUUUGAAAAUCAACAACAAAAAAAAGUGUAA
Messenger RNA from Entrophospora candida, 1965 nucleotides. Lineage: Eukaryota; Fungi; Glomeromycota; Glomeromycetes; Entrophosporales; Entrophosporaceae. The record is from the annotation of a GenBank genome assembly.